Molecule: messenger RNA, 1184 nt
Organism: Sodiomyces alkalinus F11
Lineage: Eukaryota; Fungi; Ascomycota; Sordariomycetes; Glomerellales; Plectosphaerellaceae
Product: putative short-chain dehydrogenase
Exons: 1
Coding region: 131-1114 (327 amino acids)
Source: RefSeq, a predicted model, not a curated record
ACUUUUUCGCUACCUAGGUAUUCUCUUAUUCCUCAUAGUCAAUCAACUCCCCCCAAAAAAAGAAAAAGAAAAGGGCUGCCAAACGACACCCGCACUUGCCAAUCCAACAUUGGAGUCUCAGCGAGUCAACAUGAGUUUCCCUAGUUUCCUAUACAGUCAGCUGUUCAAGCACCUGCCAUACCCAACUGGCGAUUAUUCCGGCCAAACCAUCGUCAUCACAGGCAGCAAUGUAGGGCUGGGCAAAGAAGCAGCGCGCCACUUCGCUCGCAUGGGCGCCGCCAAGCUCAUUCUCGCCGUGCGCAAUCUCCAACGAGGACAGGAGGCCAAGGAGGACAUUUUGAGCACGACGGGCCGCACAAAGGACGUCAUCGACAUCUGGGAGGUGGACAUGGCCAGCUACGUGAGCGUGGAAAAGUUCGCGGCGCGCGUCAACAGCGAACUGGACCGCGUCGACAUCUUCCUUGCCAAUGCUGGUAUCGCCCCGGGGAAAUACACGCUGGCCGAGGGCAACGAAGCAAGCAUUACCGUCAACUUUAUCUCGACCAUGCUCCUUACCGCCCUCGUGGUGCCCAAGCUCAAGGCCACGGCCAAAGCUUACAAGGUCAGGCCCACGCUCACCAUUGUGUCGUCCGAUGUCCACGCCCACACCACAUUCCCGCAGAAGUCGGCGCCCGAGGGGAAGAUCCUGGAGGCCGUCAGCGACAAGGAGGCCUGCGAGAAGAAUUGGGAUGAGCAGUAUCCCGUCUCCAAGAUCCUUGGCGUCUUCGCCGUACGAGCCCUGGCCAAUAGAUAUCCCGCCUCCACCUUUCCCGUCACCAUCAACCUGGUCAAUCCGGGGUUGUGCCACUCCGAGCUUGGCCGUGACAUUCCGACAUGGACAUUUUGGCUCAUCAAGCUGCUCUUGGCUCGGUCGACCGAGGCUGGCAGUAGGACCUUGGUGCACGCCGCCUCACAAGGGGUGGAGUCCCAUGGCCAGUACAUGACGGACUGCGGAACGGGCGCCCCGUCCGCCUUUGUGACCAGUGCGGAAGGGCAGAAGGCACAAGAGAGAGUGUGGGACGAGCUGUGCAAGAAGCUUGAGCUUAUCCACCCGGAGUGGAUGAGUAACUUUUAAUUUGCAUGUGGCCUCUAAGAUGGCGAGCUAUAUGACAACCUUUAAUAUAUAUGACGGAUUCUCUCUGCGC